Spodoptera litura is the source of this 551-nucleotide messenger RNA. It is a transcript of the gene CPG19, whose product is annotated as cuticular protein glycine-rich 19. The record is from RefSeq and is a predicted model, not a curated record. Lineage: Eukaryota; Metazoa; Arthropoda; Insecta; Lepidoptera; Noctuidae.
GCUGAGUCAGACCAGUAGCGCACGUCCUAGCGCGCAUAUAUAUACGUCUCCACAAGCGUCCACCAACAACAUUGGUGAACAGAAUUCGCAACAAUGAAGACUUUGCUGUGCAUUAGUAUGCUGGUGGCCACGUGUGUGGCGUACGCUUUGGCCAUACCUGUGGAGACGGCGCCGAGUGAAUUAGCACCGGGAGUGGCGCCAGUGGCGGCGGACGAGGGGUUACUGCCAGAAGAGUCCCGUUUCCGUAGGUGGGGACACCAUGGUUACGGACACGGUGGUUACGGAUACGGUGGUUACGGACACAGACAUCACGGAGGAUACGGAGGUUACGGACGUGGAUAUGGUCUCGGCUACGGAGGAGGCGGUGGCUUCGGCGGAGGUUUUGGCGGAGGCUUCGGCGGAGGUUUCGGCGGUGGUUUCGGUUACGGAUUCGGACGCUAAUACAGUGCAUUGACUUAAAAUUUUCCAAAUUCCAUAUUGAUAUCUGUGAUGAUUGCAAAAAGUUAAAUUAUACGUAUUAAGUAAGAAUAAAUAUUUUAUUUGACAUUUCA